Messenger RNA from Punctularia strigosozonata HHB-11173 SS5, 1137 nucleotides. RefSeq names its product Six-hairpin glycosidase. The transcript is spliced from 7 exons. Gene Ontology annotation, biological process: carbohydrate metabolic process. The record is from RefSeq and is a predicted model, not a curated record. Lineage: Eukaryota; Fungi; Basidiomycota; Agaricomycetes; Corticiales; Punctulariaceae. Bases 1 to 1137 code for a protein of 378 amino acids.
AUGUCUCUUCGCGUCUCCCGGUGGCUCUCUUUCGCCUUGUCACUCGCGUCCGGCGCUGUUGCCCUCCCGCAUCGCAGGGCGCAAUGUGCAUCGACGCUGAGCACUGCAGCGGCUGUAAGCAUCAGGAUUCAUGACCUGUACCAAGCCCGGUCUGAGAUUGAUUCAGACAACGGCGGAGAGUUGUGGACGGACACCAAUGCCAUCGAGGAUAUUCACAACUACAUGCUGGCCGCCGGUUCCACCACCUACGACAGCCUAGCGGACCAAACGCGGAUCGGCAUCGCCGCUCAAGAUCCGGGUCAAGACUGGGACAGCUUCUUCGGCGGCAGCUACGACGAUGCUCAAUGGGUCAUCCUGGCGUACUGGAAGGUGGCUGACUACAAAAACGCUCACGGCGAAGACGCGACCAACUACCUGGACAGCGCCCGAGCGAUCUAUAACCUCAUCACCGAGCAGUGGGACGACACUUGCGGCGGCGGCGUGUGGUGGUCUAGCGCGAAGACCUACAAGAAUGCCAUCACGAACGAGCUGUUCCUGCUUACGUCCGCGCAGGGCUACAAACGGUACGGUGACCAGACUAUGCUAGAUAACGCGCAGAAGACAUGGGCUUGGUUGGAAGGCUCCGGGAUGCGGAACUCAGGGGGACUGUUCAAUGAUGGCUUAAACUCGGACACUUGCCAGAACAACGGUCAAACUACGUGGACCUACAACCAAGGGGUCAUCGCGUCUGGCCUCGGUACACUAGCCUCCAUCACAGGGAACACUACACUGUUCUCCCAAGCCGAGAUCACCCUAGACGCCACGAUAGCCCAGUUGACCGUCAACGACAUUCUCAAGGAGUCGUGCGACGAUGCCGCUUCUUCAACUUGCAACCACGAUCAGCAGAUCUUCAAGGGGAUCUGGACGAAGCACGUACAGUACUACCUCGAUGCUGCCAACGACGCCUCGCGUACAGCAAAAUACAGCGCUUUCUUGGGCUCGCAGGCAUCUGCCAUCCUCCACUACGGCAAGGACGCAAACAACGACGUCGGCAACGUCUGGUAUGCGCCUUCCCAAGGCGGUUCCAUCUUCGGUCCUGAGCCUAGCGCGAGCGGCUUAGCAGGAACACUCGCAGCUGCCAAAUACGGCCCAUGCUAA